AUUUAAUUUAAAUAAUUAUAAUAAUAGUAUAGUUUAAUUAUUUAUUUUUUAUAAAUAAAAAUAGUUUUCAGUAUACACCAUAUUCUUAUUUAUUAAUAUUAUUUAUUUAUUUAUUUAUUUAUUUAUUUAUUUAUUUAUUUAUUAAUUUAUAUUUAUGUUAUUUAUGUUAUUUAUGUUAUUUAUUUAUUAAUUUAAUUUUUAUUUAGUUUUAUUUAUUCCACUUUUUUAUUUUAUUUUUUCACUAUCAUCAUUCACUAUCUACCAUUUUUAAUUUAUUUGUGCUCUAACGGAGUAUAAGAUUUUUUUUAAACCUGUACUAUUAUAUCUCAAAAUCUGUUUUUUAAAUAAUAAUAAUAAAUUAUUAAAUUGUAACAUAUAAAAAGAUAGACAACAUAAAUACAUAUUAUUUAUUUUAAACAUAAAUUUCACAAAACAAUAUAUUUUAUAUAUAAUAAAUAAUAAACAAUUUUUAAAAUGGAAGAAGUUGAAUCUUUAAACUAUAUUAUUGGUAGUAAUGAAAAACCCACCAACAAUAAUAUCAAUAAAAGUCCAAAAAAAGCGUGUAAUAGUAAAAUAAUAAAUGAAGAUUAUAAUGAUGAUUCAGAUUCAGAAUCUACAUCAGAAGAAAUUGACCUUUCAGAUUCAGAAUAUACAGAUUCAAGUAAUUGUCCAGAUUGUAAAGCAUUAAAUUCAGAAACCUGUUCUUGUAGCAAUACCAGUUGUUCAAAUAAACAUUAUACAUCAAAUUCAUCACAUUCAGAAAAUUGUAAUAAUAAUAAAAUAAUAUCAGCAGCUAUCAGUAAUCAUGAAAAUAUUAGUGCUCUUUCAAAUAGUAAUGGAUCAAUUCCUAAAAGCAUCAGCACUGGUAAUAUAAAUGGGACUUAUUUGACUGUUGGUAGAGGUAAACAUGUAUAUAGAAAUCCAAUUACCUUGGUUGAAGAGUUUACCACAACUUCACUUUCAUUAUAUAAUGAUAAUGAAUGUUCAUUAUCAACAGAGAAUAUUUUUUCAAUUAUUAAAGAUAUGGAGGAUGCAAUUACUCCAAUAGAACAUAUGUUAAAUCAAUCCCUAAGUGCCCAACCCUCACCUUCUGUUAAUCCAAGUGUUUUGAUUGUUGCACCACCAUCACAACCAAUUUCAUCUGAUGACACAGAAUUAAAAUCAAGUAAAGAAAUUGAACAGCAACAACAACAACAACAACAGCAACAAAAUAUACAGCUUCCACCACCAAGAAAACUCUCUAUAUCAGCUUCAUCAAUACCCAUACCAAUAGUUUCAACAGAAGAGUCGGUAUCACCGAUUGCGUUGUCAUGUUCAGCACCAUCAUUCCCUGGAAUUUUAACUACACCAAAAUAUAGCGAAAACGAUAUUGUAAUAAGUUUGGAUGACACAGCAUCAGUUUCAUCAGUUGUACCAACAACCAUUAAUAUAAACCAAUUAAGCCAAUCACAACAGCAACAGCAACAACAACAACAACAACAACCCUCCUCAUCAACAGCAACUAAGAUUUCAACCAAAACCAAACAACUUUUUCACACUUUAAAAAAGAAACAUAAACAUUAUUACAAAAAAUCAAGUAAUGAUGAUGAACAACCAAUUUCAGCCUCACCAGUUAAAAAAGAAAGAAGAAAUAAAAAAUCUAUUAAAAAAUCAAAAUCAACCGAAAUAAUAGAUUCUGAUAAAAUUGUAGAAAAUAAAGAAAAUGUAAAUAAUCAAAACGAAAACUCAAACUAUAAUAAUAAUAAUAAUAAUAAUAAUAAUAAUAAUAAUAAUAAUAAUAAUAAUAAUAAUAACAAUAAUAAUAAUAAUAAUAAUAAUGAAAAUAACAAUAAUGAUAAUAAUGGUAAUAAUCAAGAUAACAAUAUAAAUGAAAAUAAUAUAAAUGGUAAUGGUUCAAAUGAUAAUAAUGAUAAUAACAAUAAUAAUAAUAACAAUAAUAAUAACAAUAAUAAUUUAAGAAAUAGUAAAGAUGAAGAAGAAAAUAUUAAAAAAGAAGAUAAAGAAAAUGAAGAAAAAACAUCGACAAUUGAAAUUAAACAAGAAAAAUCAUCAACACCAUCAUCAUCAGCAUCACCAUCAGUUAUUGUACCAAAUUUAAAUUUAGAAAAUGUAUCACCUACUAAAAACAAUAGUAGUAAUAGUCAAAAUAAUAAUAAUCAAAACAAACCUGCAAUUGGUACUUAUUCAGUAUCACAAGUUUUUACAAAAGAAGAAUCUCCAGUUUUUGUUUCAUCUUCUUUACCAGCUUUUCCAAUUUCAGAAUUAAUUGGUGAACCAUUAGAUUUAUCAAAUGAAGAAGAGAUGCCAAGAGGUGGUAGAGGCAGAAGUAAUGCAUUUUAUUUAAAAGGUCCACCUGUAUUAGAAAAUGGUGAAUUUAAAAUUGUUACACCCAAAACUCCAUCUGUACAAAUUCAUAUCCCAGGAGCUUUACCAAAAGAGUCAAGUUCAUUAAUAUCAAAGCCAAUUGGUUUAUUAUCAAAGUUAAGAAGACAUCGUCAUCAUCACCACCAUCGUAAAUCUAAAGAGCCCCAAGAAAAAGAUAAAGAUUCAAGUGCCACAAUAGAUACAACUUCAGCUGGCAAAGAGUCCUCAACAGCAAAUAACAAAGACUCUAUUUCAACCACUUCGUCAUCCUCCUCCUCAUCAUCAUCAUCGAAUAGUAAAGAAUCAAAGAAAAGCUCAUCAACCAAUAAUUUAUUAAGUAGAGUUGUCAAAGGUAAUUCAUCAAGAUUUAUAGUUGGAUUUGCUGAAACCAUUGGUAGAAGAGCAAAUAUGGAGGAUGAAUCAGUAAUUUAUGGUACAUAUAGAGGUAAACAUGAUGAAGAUUACUUUGCAUUGUUUGACGGUCAUGGUGGUGCUGAUGCAGCUAAAAUUGCAUCAACCGAACUUCAUCGUGUAUUAGCAGAGAAAUUAAAACAAAAUAUAUCGAAUCCAGUAAAAUGUUUAAAAGAAUCAUUCGCAUCAACACAUGCAAUUAUUAACGAUCGUGGAGUUAAAGGUGGUACAACAGCAGUCGUCGCUUUAUUUAUUGGAAAAAAGGGCUACAUAGCCAAUGUUGGUGAUACACGUGCUGUACUUUGCAGAGAUGGUAUUGCAGUUAGAGUGUCACUAGAUCAUAAACCAAAUCUCCCAAAAGAAGAGGAACGUAUUCGUAAUUUGGGUGGCAAUGUUGUUACAACCACAAAUAGUGCCGGUGUAUCAACAUCCCGUGUCAAUGGUCAAUUAGCGGUAUCAAGAGCCCUUGGUGAUUCUUUCCUCAAUCCUUAUGUCAGUUUUGAACCUGAAAUUCAUGGUCCUGUUAAUCUCGAAACUCAUAUUAAAAAUCAAUUUAUGAUUAUUGCUUGUGAUGGUAUUUGGGAUGUUAUUUCCGAUGAAGAAGCUGUUAGUAUAGCGGCCCCAAUAUCAGAUCCAGAAAAAGCAGCUAUAAAAUUAAGAGAUCAAGCUUUUAAUCGUGGUAGUACUGAUAAUAUUUCAGUAUUGGUUAUUAGAUUUCCACCAUUUUCGGAAUAAAUAUUAACAUAUAUACAUACAUAAAAUAAAAAAUAAAAAAAAUAAAAUAUAUUUUUAAAAACU
Dictyostelium purpureum is the source of this 3573-nucleotide messenger RNA. RefSeq lists its product as uncharacterized. Gene Ontology annotation, biological process: protein dephosphorylation. The transcript has 3 exons. Lineage: Eukaryota; Evosea; Eumycetozoa; Dictyosteliales; Dictyosteliaceae. Gene Ontology annotation, molecular function: cation binding; protein serine/threonine phosphatase activity. The record is from RefSeq and is a predicted model, not a curated record. The coding region runs from base 475 to 3510 and encodes 1011 amino acids.